Molecule: messenger RNA, 2128 nt
Organism: Oryctolagus cuniculus (rabbit)
Lineage: Eukaryota; Metazoa; Chordata; Mammalia; Lagomorpha; Leporidae
Gene: NKD1
Product: NKD inhibitor of Wnt signaling pathway 1
Biological process (GO): negative regulation of Wnt signaling pathway
Cellular component (GO): cytoplasm
Molecular function (GO): calcium ion binding
Source: RefSeq, a predicted model, not a curated record
CUCGGCGCCCGGGCGUCAGUCGGGCCGCGGCGACGGCGGCAGGAACGCGUCCCGGCGCCGCCUCGGGCUGCGCUCGGCUCGGGGGCUGCUCCGGGAGGAGGGAGCGGGCGAGGCGAGGCGAGAGGCGCAGGGCCGGCGGGCCGGGCGCAUGGCUUAGGACAGCCCGGGCCGCCGCGCCCCCAGCAUGGGGAAACUUCACUCCAAGCCGGCCGCCGUGUGCAAGCGCAGGGAGAGCCCGGAAGGUGACAGCUUCGCCGUGAGCGCCGCCUGGGCUCGGAAAGGCAUCGAGGAGUGGAUCGGGAGGCAGCGCUGCCCAGGCGGCGUCUCUGCACCCCGACAGCUGCGGUUGGCCGGCACCGUUGGCCGAGGCACUCGGGACUCCUGGGCGAAGGUUUUCAGAGAGCCCCUCAGCGAGGAGGAAGAGGAGGACUUCCGGCUGGAAGUGGCCUUGCCCCCGGAGAAGACAGAGGCGCCUGGCAGUGGAGAUGAGAAGAGGAUGGAGAAGGCUGGCGAGUCUUGUCCGGGCUCCAAGAAGCAGCUCAAGUUUGAGGAGCUGCAGUGCGACGUGUCAGUGGAGGAAGACAGCCGGCAGGAGUGGACCUUCACCCUGUACGACUUCGACAACAAUGGCAAGGUCACCCGCGAGGACAUCACCAGCUUGCUGCAUACCAUCUACGAGGUGGUCGACUCCUCCGUCAACCACUCCCCGGCGUCCAGCAAGACGCUGAGGGUGAAGCUCACCGUGGCCCCAGACGGCAGCCAGAGCAAGAGGAGCGUCCUUCUCCAUCCCGCCGAGCUGCAGAGCACCAGGCCGAGAGCGGAGACCAAGCCUGCCGAGGAGCUGCGCAGCUGGGAGAAGCAGCAGCGCGCCCCCCUCAGGUUCCAGGGUGACAGCCGCUUGGAGCAGGCCGGCUGCUACCACCACUGCGUGGAUGAGAACCUCGAGAGGAGAAACCACUACUUAGAUCUCGCCGGCAUAGAGAACUGCACGUCCCAGUUUGGGCCCGGCUCCCCUUCAGUGGCCCAGAAGUCAGAACUACCCACCCGCACCUCCAACCCCGCUCGAUCGCGCUCCCACGAGCCGGAAGCCAUCCACGUCACACACCGAAAGCCCCAAGGCGCAGACCCGGGCUCCUGCCACCUCCUUGACACCCCCUUCGCCAAGGUCUCGGAGCUCCAGCAGCGGCUCCGGGGCGCCCAGGACGGGAGCAAGCACUUUGUGAGGUCCCCCAAGGCCCAGGGCAAGAGCGUAGGUGUGGGCCACGUGGCCAGAGGGCCGAGAAGCAAGCCCCCUCUGGGACCUGCCGUCCCCGCGGGGUCCCCCUCCGCCCACCUGGCCGCCAGCCCGGCUCUCCUCCCCACCCUGGCGCCCCUUGGGUCCAAGAAGCACAAGCACCGAGCCAAGGAGGGCCAGCAGGGCUGCCGGGGCCUGCAGGCCCCGCUGGCCGCAGGCAGCACCGUUCUGGGGCGGGAGCACGCCAGGGAGCUGCCCACCGUGCUGGUGUAUGAGAGCCAGGCCGGGCAGGCGGUCCAGAGACACGAGCACCACCAUCACCACGAACACCACCACCACUACCACCACUUCUACCAGACAUAGAGCCCUGCCCCGCCCCGCCCCGCCCCUGGCACCUGCCGCCCCCCCAAGGCAUUAUUAUUCUAUUAAUUAUUGUUAUUAUGACGGUUAUUGUUAUUAAUAAUUAUUGUUACUCCACUAAUAUUUAGCUAGCCUUCAUGUAGAAGAUAUAUGGAAACACAGAACUAAACUUUUAUUUAUAUGUCGUGGGGACUGCAUAACUCACCCAAGAAAUGACUCUGGGCUUGGAAGUGGCCUGGAGGGGGCAGAGGCCCCCAGGCUGCAGUGCCCACAUGGAUCGCCUCCCACCCCUGCCAGCACCACGGGAGCCCUGGCCAAAACUCUGCCCCAUCCGGACACCCUUACCUGGCCUGGCUUCCAGAGACCCUUGAAGUCUCCGAGAAGAGAAACAGCUGCUACCUCUUAGUAUUAUUCUGAUUUUAUUUUGCCCUUACCUGAUUGUAACGUGCUACAAGGGAUUUCAACGGACUGCAGAUGCGCGGCCUCCUUGCUGUUGUGUUUUUAUUACGUCCCAACCUAGCAACCUUCGCUGUC